AUUUUAUCUUAAAAAUAAACACCACUCAUAAAAACCACACUAAAGUCCGGAGAACAAAAAAGAAAUCUACCAAGGAUGUUCAAUCCAAAACCGAACAAUGAUCUCAACUAUCGUAUACCUGGCCAAUGUAUUUGGUUGAAAUUAAAUGGCUCCUGGCCAUAUAAUCAUCAGGAAGCUAAUAAAGAUUUCUAUUCGUCGCGUUAUGUCUGGGGUUGGUUGUACACCGUUUGGUCGUGGUAUGUUGUCUGGUCGGUGGGCAUAACGAUUGGUUUCCAGACGGCAUUUCUUAUCAAUAAUCUCGGUGAUAUUAUGAUGACCACGGAAAAUUGUUGCACCACAUUUAUGGGAGCUUUGAAUUUUGUCCGUUUGCUUCAUAUGCGUUUGAAUCAGCGGCAAUUCAAAGUUGUUAUUCAACAAUUUGUUGAGGACAUAUGGAUAAAUAAAAAACAACAUCCCCAUGUUGCAGCGGUAUGCUCUCGAAAUAUGCGCACAUUCCGCAUCAUGACCGUUCUGUUGAGCUGUCUAAUAUCCAUGUAUUGUGUCUUACCAUUGGUCGUGCUAUUUUUUGAUGUUGGCUUAGAUGCCGACGAAAAACCAUUUCCCUAUAAAAUGUUAUUUCCCUUUGAUGCCCACCAUGGUUGGCGUUACAUUGUCACCUAUAUAUUUACAAGCUAUGCCGGUAUGUGUGUGGUCACAACCCUUUUUGCCGAAGAUUCUAUAUUUGGAUUUUUCGUAACCUAUACAUGUGGUAAAUUUCAAAUAUUACAUGAACGUAUAGAUAAUUUGGUAUUCGAUGCAUAUGAAAGUGUGGCCAACAGACAAAAUGAGUUGGAGAUACAGGAAUGUUAUGUGAAGCUGUUAAAUCGCAUUGCAUAUGAUCACAAUAAAUUGAUUGAAUUUGCUGGAAAAUUGGAAAAUUUCUUCAAUCCCAUACUCUUGGUGAAUUUUACAAUUUCCUCGAUUCUAAUAUGCAUGGUGGGCUUUCAAUUGGUAACGGGAAAGGACAUGUUUAUAGGUGAUUAUGUUAAAUUUAUUGUUUACAUAUCAUCUUCACUGUCCCAACUGUAUGUUUUAUGCUGGAAUGGAGAUUCUCUUAUACAACAUUCUCUGGAGACCGCAAAUCAUUUGUACACCUGCAACUGGGAAGGAGGCCAGAUACGAUCCACAGCCCAACACCAAAACUCAAGAGAAAAUAAUCCAAACAGCCAGGGGAAAGUAUUGCAGAAGCUAUUCAAAAGUGGCCAGGAAAUUGGUCAAAUUAAAGUCUGGCAAGAAAACUAUUAUAUGCCGGCUAGUAAAAAAUUUCGUCAAAAUCUAGAGAUAAUGAUAAUGUGCAGUCAACGGCCCGUGAAAAUAACAGCUCUCAAAUUUUCGACAUUAUCCCUGCAAUCUUUUACAGCCAUAUUAAGUACAUCCAUGAGCUAUUUUACACUACUCAAAACGGUUUACGAUGAAAAUCAAGAGGAUGGACCGGCAAAUUAAUAAAAAUAUUUACAUAAAAAUUUAUUAUUCUAUAUAUAUCAUAAAAGAGAUUAGUAACAACAAUUUACAUAGAUUUUAUCUAGAGAACAUAUUGGACAGUCGUCAAUCAGUUCAGCG
This is a messenger RNA of Musca domestica (house fly), 1599 nucleotides long. It is a transcript of the gene Or13a, whose product is annotated as odorant receptor 13a. The record is from RefSeq and is a predicted model, not a curated record. Gene Ontology annotation, biological process: sensory perception of smell; detection of chemical stimulus involved in sensory perception of smell. Gene Ontology annotation, cellular component: plasma membrane. The coding region runs from base 76 to 1482 and encodes 468 amino acids. The transcript has 4 exons. Gene Ontology annotation, molecular function: olfactory receptor activity; odorant binding. NCBI's taxonomy places the organism in Eukaryota, Metazoa, Arthropoda, Insecta, Diptera, Muscidae.